UGGGUAGUGUCAUUUCCUAGAGAAUGGUCUCGAAGUAACUUCUCGGUAAAGUCUUCACGGAACUUCCAGACCACACUUGCCCACUGGGAGGUUUUAGGACCCGAGACGUGUGCAGGCUUUUCCGGCCAAAAUGAAGUUUAAUCCCUUUGUGACUUCCGACCGAAGCAAGAAUCGCAAAAGGCAUUUCAAUGCACCUUCUCACAUUCGAAGGAAGAUUAUGUCUUCCCCUCUUUCCAAAGAGCUGACACAGAAGUACAACAUGCGAUCCAUGCCCAUCCGAAAGGAUGAUGAAGUUCAGGUUGUACGUGGACACUAUAAAGGUCAGCAAAUUGGCAAAGUAGUCCAGGUUUACAGGAAGAAAUAUGUUAUCUACAUUGAACGGGUGCAGCGGGAAAAGGCUAAUGGCACAACUGUCCACGUAGGCAUUCACCCCAGCAAGGUGGUUAUCACUAGGCUAAAACUGGACAAAGACCGCAAAAAGAUCCUUGAACGGAAAGCCAAAUCUCGCCAAGUAGGAAAGGAAAAGGGCAAAUACAAGGAAGAAACCAUUGAGAAGAUGCAGGAAUAAAGUAAUCUUAUAUACAAGCUUGGAUUAAAACUUGAAACAAAAAAAAUAAAAAAAUAAA
Molecule: messenger RNA, 626 nt
Organism: Gorilla gorilla gorilla (western lowland gorilla)
Lineage: Eukaryota; Metazoa; Chordata; Mammalia; Primates; Hominidae
Product: large ribosomal subunit protein uL24-like
Exons: 1
Coding region: 131-568 (145 amino acids)
Biological process (GO): translation
Cellular component (GO): ribosome; large ribosomal subunit
Molecular function (GO): structural constituent of ribosome; RNA binding
Source: RefSeq, a predicted model, not a curated record